AUGGUCACGGCGUCCACCUCGUCGGCUGUGCCCCGGCCCCUCUCCCAACCUGCGCCGCCCGGCAACGGCAGCGAGGCGGAGCCACUGGACGCCCGGGACCCGCUGCUCGCCCAGGCGGAGCUGGCCCUGCUCUCCACGGUCUUCGUGGCUGUGGCCCUGAGCAACGGCUUGGUGCUGGGCGCCCUAGUGCGGCGGGGCCGGCGGGGCCGCUGGGCGCCCAUGCACGUCUUCAUUGGCCACCUGUGCCUGGCCGACCUGGCCGUGGCUCUGUUCCAAGUGCUGCCCCAGCUGGCCUGGGACGCCACCGACCGCUUCCGCGGGCCCGACGCCCUGUGCCGGGCUGUCAAGUACCUGCAGAUGGUGGGCAUGUACGCCUCCUCCUACAUGAUCCUGGCCAUGACCCUGGACCGCCACCGCGCCAUCUGCCGCCCCAUGCUGGCACACCGCCACGGAGGCGGAGCUCGCUGGAACCGGCCGGUGCUGGUGGCCUGGGCCUGCUCGCUUCUCCUCAGCCUGCCCCAGCUCUUCAUCUUCGCCCAGCGCGACGUGGGAGACGGCAGCGGUGUCCUCGACUGCUGGGCCCGCUUUGCCGAGCCCUGGGGCCUCCGCGCCUACGUCACCUGGAUCGCCCUGAUGGUGUUCGUGGCACCUGCCCUGGGCAUUGCCGCCUGCCAGGUGCUCAUCUUUCGGGAGAUUCACGCCAGCCUGGUGCCGGGGCCGGCAGAGAGGGCCGGGGGGCGCCGCGGAGGGCGCCGGACGGGCAGUCCCGGCGAGGGAGCCCCGGUGUCGGCGGCCGUGGCCAAGACGGUGCGGAUGACGCUGGUGAUCGUGAUAGUGUACGUGCUGUGCUGGGCGCCCUUCUUCCUCGUGCAGCUGUGGGCAGCGUGGGACCCGGAGGCACCUCGGGAAGGGCCCCCCUUCGUGCUGCUCAUGCUGCUGGCCAGCCUCAACAGCUGUACCAACCCCUGGAUCUACGCUUCCUUCAGCCGCAGCGUCUCCUCCGAGCUGCGAAGCCUGCUCUGCUGCGCCCGGACGCGCGCCCCGCCCGGCCUGGGGCCCCACGAGGGCUCCUGUGCCACGGCCAGCUCCUUCCUGGCCAGGGACACCUCCUCCUGAGAAACGAGGGGCGCCUUCCUUCCAGAGGCUCCACGAAGCUCAGCCGCCUGCCCGGGGACGGGCUCCGCG
Physeter macrocephalus (sperm whale) is the source of this 1185-nucleotide messenger RNA. RefSeq names its product arginine vasopressin receptor 2 (gene AVPR2). The record is from RefSeq and is a predicted model, not a curated record. NCBI's taxonomy places the organism in Eukaryota, Metazoa, Chordata, Mammalia, Artiodactyla, Physeteridae. The transcript is spliced from 3 exons. Gene Ontology annotation, cellular component: plasma membrane. The coding region runs from base 1 to 1116 and encodes 371 amino acids. Gene Ontology annotation, molecular function: vasopressin receptor activity; peptide binding. Gene Ontology annotation, biological process: regulation of systemic arterial blood pressure by vasopressin; cellular response to hormone stimulus; positive regulation of vasoconstriction.